UUUCUCCUAUAGCAUUUUUGGCGCUCCCUGUGGGUUCCUUCCCACCUCCUCCCCCUUCGCUCGCCCUCAUUGUCCCGAGUCUUUGAAAAGUUGGGAGAGUCCUAGAUACUUCUGAGGACUGAUAAUGAAGUCUCACUUAGGAUGGAUGCAGUUCCGGCCUCCACCUCCCUCCCCCGUAAGAAGCCGCAUUUUAGAUAUCCCCUGCAAAGUGUGUGGCGACCGCAGCUCGGGCAAGCACUACGGGGUCUACGCUUGCGAUGGUUGUUCCGGGUUCUUCAAGAGGAGCAUCCGGAGGAAUCGGACCUAUGUCUGCAAGUCUGGAAACCAGGGAGGAUGCCCGGUAGACAAGACACACAGAAACCAGUGCAGGGCGUGUCGACUGAAGAAGUGUUUGGAAGUCAACAUGAACAAAGAUGCCGUGCAGCAUGAGCGGGGCCCUCGGACGUCCACCAUCCGCAAACAGGUGGCCCUCUACUUCCGUGGGCACAAGGAAGACAACGGGACCGCUGCGCACUUCCCCUCCGCAGCACUGCCCACCCCCGCUUUCUUCACGGCGGUCACUCAGCUGGAGCCGCACAGUCUGGAGUUGGCCGCGGUGUCUGCCACCCCUGAACGGCAGACCCUCGUGAGCCUGGCUCAGCCCACGCCCAAGUAUCCCCACGAAGUGAAUGGGACCCCAAUGUAUCUCUAUGAAGUGGCCACUGAGUCGGUGUGUGAAUCAGCUGCCAGGCUUCUCUUUAUGAGCAUCAAAUGGGCGAAGAGUGUACCAGCCUUUUCCACCUUGUCUUUGCAAGACCAGCUGAUGCUUUUGGAAGACGCUUGGAGAGAACUGUUUGUUCUAGGAUUAGCACAAUGGGCCAUUCCGGUUGAUGCUAACACUCUACUGGCUGUUUCUGGCAUGAAUAGUGACAACACAGACUCCCAGAAGCUGAACAAGAUCAUCUCGGAAAUCCAGGCUUUGCAGGAGGUAGUGGCACGGUUCAGACAACUCCGCUUAGAUGCCACUGAAUUUGCCUGUCUGAAAUGCAUCGUCACUUUCAAAGCCGUUCCUACACACAGCGGUUCUGAACUGAGAAGUUUCCGGAAUGCCGGGGCCAUUGCAGCUCUCCAGGACGAAGCUCAGCUCACUCUCAACAGCUACAUCCACACCAGAUACCCCACUCAACCCUGCCGCUUUGGGAAACUCCUGUUGCUUUUACCAGCUUUACGUUCAAUUAGCCCAUCCACCAUAGAAGAAGUGUUUUUCAAAAAAACCAUUGGCAACGUGCCGAUUACAAGACUGCUUUCAGAUAUGUACAAAUCCAGCGACAUCUAAGCUCUCCAGCACCCGCUUUCCAAGAUGGGGCAGUAGCAGACGGACUUCUACCAUACAGGACAAGCCUCAACUAACAAACCCUCCUGGAAGGAGAAACCUGGGAAUGAGUUGCCUUCAGGAAAAAAAUGCCCGUGGACACAAAACAAUAGCUAUGACCCGGGGCUCCAUGGAUGCAGGACAGCUGGGAAAGCCAGGUGGUACAACAGUUACUGUUGCCGUGCCCUGGGACGGGUGAACUGGGGCCACCACAGGCCGAGCCAGCGCUCUGCUUCCAACCUGGAAGAUCCUGGCUGAACUAUUCAAAGUUGAAAGACAAGCCCACCCUCUUUUCCUCUUUAGCACAUCAAGUCAGUUGAUCAACAAUAGCGUUGUGUAAACAUCAUACUGCGGCCUUCAGAACUUGGUCGGGUUGGAGCAUUUUACUUUAAAAAUAAUGCUUAGGUUUUAAAUCAAAAGUAUUAUCAAAAAUUUCCCUUCUAUCAUAAUACUUUAUUAAGUGGCCUUCAGAACCAAGUGAGUAAGUGAAAUGUAGCUCAUGCUGUGUAAUCCCCUCCUCCACCCCCUUUUCCGUUCUUUUUUCUUCUUUUCUUAGUACCACAGGCCAGGCAACCUCAUCAAAGGAACUGACCACAAAAAGGAGUUUCUCACCAAGACUUAGCACCACAAACCAGAGGAGCUCCUACUGAAAGAACUUCAGAGCAGGGAAGAGGACUCCAAACAGCCAAACCAAAUAAAGUGGAGCCCGGUGACUGGGUGAGGCUGAUCGCUGUCCCAUCAUCACAGUGCUGAAGCCAAAGGCUGCAGGGUCAGCAAGUCACACCAGACGGUACACGAACAUGCAAGCCAGAAGGAAUUUCAAGGAGAUGUGUGCUAAACAGGUUCCUGAUCAUUCCAUUGCUAACAGCCUGGGACUCUUGAAUGCCUUUCAGAAAACUCUGGUUUCUAAUAAAACCUCGAAUGCACACACAUGCGCGCACACACACACACACACACACACACACACACACACACCACAUCACCCUACACUCUAAGCUGCUCCUUGGGUAUGAAUCUAUACUUAUGGAAAUGUAGAAACAAGCAUUUUUAAAUAGCUGCUGUACUUUUCACAUUUUGACUUAUUAGGUACUAGCACUGAGGGGGAGAGAUUCAGCACUUGGACUAGCAUAGGAUGAAUCAAACUUCUCUUGUACAAAGUGAAUUAACUGAUUUGUGAAGUUAAAAGGCUGUACUCAUUGUAUUUACAAAGAAUAAAAAUAUAUUGAAUUUAA
This is a messenger RNA of Onychomys torridus (southern grasshopper mouse), 2583 nucleotides long. It is a transcript of the gene Nr2e1, whose product is annotated as nuclear receptor subfamily 2 group E member 1. Gene Ontology annotation, biological process: cell differentiation; anatomical structure development; negative regulation of transcription by RNA polymerase II. The record is from RefSeq and is a predicted model, not a curated record. The transcript is spliced from 9 exons. NCBI's taxonomy places the organism in Eukaryota, Metazoa, Chordata, Mammalia, Rodentia, Cricetidae. Gene Ontology annotation, molecular function: RNA polymerase II cis-regulatory region sequence-specific DNA binding; zinc ion binding; nuclear receptor activity. The coding region runs from base 125 to 1315 and encodes 396 amino acids.